AUGAUAAAGGGCUUGGAAGGCAAGUCAUAUGGGGGAGAGGCUGAAGGAGACGGGAGCAGCAGUACUGGGAGGAGAAGCUCUUCAAGCAGGGAGCGCUUGAAGAGGAGUCCAAAGAGCCCGAAAGCAGAGGGCUCUGAUUCUGUGACCUCCCAGUCGUCUCCCAGUGAAGAGACUGGAAUGAUGACUGAGGUGAAAGUGAAAACAGAGGUACCAGAUGACUAUAUUGAAGAGGUGAUCUGGCAGGAUGACACCAAAGAUUCCAAGAAGAACAUAAAGGAUGGGCCAGGAGAUGUGCCAGCAGAAAUCUGUGUAGUGAUUGGUGGGGUCCGCAACCAGCAGACACUCGAUGGAAAAGCAGUGGAACGUGGCUCUCCUGUUGGAUAUACACGAAAUCGAUAUUCAGGCACCUGGAUUUUUGACCAUGCAUUGAGAUACACGUCCGGGUCUUAUGAAUGUGGAAUAUGUGGGAAGAAAUACAAGUAUUACAACUGUUUCCAGACCCAUGUGCGAGCGCAUAGAGACACUGAAGCUGCCUCAGGUGAAGGAGCCUCACAAGGCAACAAUUUCAGGUACACCUGUGACAUUUGUGGGAAAAAAUAUAAAUAUUACAGCUGUUUCCAAGAGCACAGAGACCUGCAUGCCGUGGAUGUUUUUAGUGUGGAAGGGGCCCCAGAAAACCGGGCAGACCCCUAUGACCAGGCAGUCAUAGCACCUGACGAAGUGAAAGAAGAGGAGCCGGAACCAUUUCAGAAGAUUGGUCCAAAAACUGGCAAUUAUACGUGUGAAUUUUGUGGCAAGCAGUACAAAUAUUACACUCCCUACCAGGAACAUGUGGCACUGCAUGCACCUAUUAAGUUCUCUCGAUCUCCACUCUUCGUGGCAGUGAAGACACAGGCGAGCCAAUCCGGCAAAAAAACACCGGCUUCAAUAAUCCGAUGUUCCACCCUCCUGCACCGCACCCCCUCCGGUGUCCCACCGGCAUCCCCAUCCCAGAUGUUCCGCGCUCCAAAUUCUGGAUCCCCAGGAAGCAAGGCCACCACAGCAGAAAGCGCUUUCAGCAGGAGAGUGGAAGGCAAAGUGCAAAACAACUUUGAAGAAACAAACAGCAGCUCCCAAAACUCUAGCGCAAUUCAUUCUGGGACAGAAAAACCAAAAGAAAAGAGAUGUAAGCAGAACCCAUCAGAAACCGCAAGUCCCCUGAUUUCAAAUCCUUUCCCGCUUUUACAAAAACCUUACACCUGUGGAGCUUGUGGAAUCCAGUUCCAGUUUUAUAACAAUCUCCUGGAACACAUGCAGUCCCAUGCAGCUGACAAUGAGAACAACAUUGCCUCUAAUCAACCCAGAUCACCUCCGACUGUUGUGGAAGAAAAGUGGAAACCACAGCUCCAAAGAAACAAUGCCAAUAAUACAUCUGCAAGUGGUUCAGUAGGAAACAGCGCGAUUCCAGAGAAGGAGCGGCAGAACAUUGCUGAGAGGUUGCUGCGGGUGAUGUGCACCGAUCUGGGAGCUCUGAGUGUGGUGAGCGGGAAGGAAUUCAUCAAGUUGGCACAGACCCUGGUGGAUAGUGGCGCUCGCUAUGGUGCCUUUUCUGUCACUGAAAUCUUAGGUAACUUCAAUACUUUGGCUCUGAAGCACUUGCCUCGGAUGUACAACCAAGUGAAAGUGAAAGUGACCUGUGCCCUGGGCAGCAAUGCCUGCCUGGGCAUAGGGGUCACGUGCCACUCUCAAAGCGUUGGCCCAGAUUCCUGCUACAUUUUGACAGCUUACCAGGCAGAAGGCAACCACAUCAAGAGUUAUGUCCUAGGAAUUAAGGGUGUGGACAUCCGAGAAAAUGGUGAUUUUAUCCACCACUGGGUGCAGAACGUUCUCUCAGAGUUUGUGAUGUCAGAAAUCAGGACAGUGUAUGUCACAGACUGCAAGGUCAACUCAUCUGCUUUCUCCAAGGCAGGCAUGUGCUUGCGUUGCUCAGCCUGUGCCUUGAACUCAGUAGUGCAAAGUGUGCUGAAUAAGCGAACACUACAAGCUCGCAAUAUGCAUGAAGUCAUCGAGCUCCUGAAUGUCUGUGAAGAUUUGGCAGGGUCCACAGGCCUCUCAAAGGAGACCUUUGGCUCUCUGGAGGAGACAUCUCUCCCACCCUGCUGGAACUCAGUGACUGACUCCCUCCUGCUUGUCCAUGAGCGCUACGAGCAGAUAUGCGAGUUCUACAGCAGGGCCAAGAAAAUGAACCUCAUCCAAAACCUGAACAAGCAUCUGCUCAGCAACUUGGCAGCCAUUUUAGCACCAGUGAAACAAGCAGUGAUUGAGCUAAGCAAUGAGAACCGGCCCACUUUGCAGCUAGUCCUGCCCACGUAUGUUAAACUGGAGAAGCUAUUCACUUCCAAAGCCAAUGAUGCUGGUGUAGUCAGCAAGCUCUGCCAUCUCUUCCUGGAGGCACUGAAAGAGAACUUCAAAGUUCAUUCUGCACACAAAGUAGCCAUGAUUUUGGACCCUCAGCAGAAGCUGCGGCCUGUCCCACCGUACCAGCAUGAAGAGAUCAUUGGCAAAGUCUGUGAAUUGAUCAAUGAAGUGAAAGAGUCCUGGGCAGAAGAAACAGAAUUUGAACCUUCCACCAAGAAACCACGGGCAGCAGGCGAGGCCCCACCAGCUCAGGAAGAAGACCGGUUUGGGAAAAAUGAAGUCUAUGAUUAUUUGCAAGAACCCCUCUUCCAGGCCACUCCUGAUCUGUUUCAGUACUGGUCAUGUGUUACCCAAAAGCAUACAAAACUAGCCAAGUUGGCCUUUUGGCUCUUAGCAGUGCCUGCUGUUGGUGCCAGAAGCGAAUGUGUAAAUAUGUGCGAGCAGGCCCUCUUAAUCAAAAGGAGGCGACUGCUCAGUCCAGAAGACAUGAACAAACUCAUGUUUUUGAAGUCCAACAUGCUUUAAAACUAUCUUUUAAUUAAAAAACAAAACAAAACUUUAAAACACUGUUCCAAACAAAGAGAAAAAAUUUAAGUUCUAAACACUGUGGACCUCAUUAUGAAUGCCCCUGGAAACCAAGUGCUUUUUUAUAUAUAUAUAAAUAUAUAUAUAAAAAUAUAAAUAUAUAUAAAAACUAAGUUUGAGAGGAGAGCUGAGCACGUGUGAGAGACAGCCCUCUGCCAGGAACGUGCUCCUUUCCAUAGAUAGCGUGUGGACUUGACAGACUUUCUAAUGUUUUCAAGCGGGCAGACCAAUGGGAGGCUGACGUUCUAAAGUCUUCAGGCAGCUGAGAUCUAAAGUGACUUGAAGUUUCUUUUAUUUCUCCUCUACCCCACCCUUCCUCUUGUCCCCUGGGCCAUCUUGCCAUGGAUAAUCAAACUACGUUGAACAGACCAGUUCUGCACUGGACUUUGCUCCUAUGAAUAACUGUACACCUUGAGGGCAUUCGUUUGCAACCUUCUUAACAUACGUUGCACGUUAUCAGGGCAGCUGUGUUUUACAAACACCAAGUUGUGUUAGAAGUCAGGAUGGGAAACUUUAAGGAAAUACAUUAUUUUAAUCUUUUCAUACAUGAAGUCCCUUCCCCCCCAAAGAGUUACUUUUCAGUCACCACUCCCGUUUUUGAGUUAAACUUCUUAGCUAGUGAUUUUACAUUUGAGUUAGAACUGAGAGAAAGUAAGUAUGGCAAAAAAUGUCUGUGAUUGUUAUGUUUUAUAGAUUUUUUUUACACAUUAACUUUUUUUUCUGAAGUCCCACUGUAAACCAGCUUAUCUCACCUGUAUGUCCUGCAUAACAGGGGUUCUCAAAUUCAUUUACAGAGUGGCCCAUUCACCACUAAAUAGCAUCCCUGUGGGAACUGCAACGAUUGCUUAUAUGGAAAAGUAACUUUAGGGAAGUAAUGUAUUGUUUAGCUACUUUUAAUACAGUUAAAUGGUGAGAGAAAAAGGAGAAGCCAGCACCUCUUGACCAGGCCACCACCGAGUGAUCCACCAGUGGUCCACCAGCUACCGUUGGAGAAGUUCUGCUAUCUAAAAUUCCUGUAAGCCUUCCCUGUGUGCAGAUUCAAAAUAAUCUUUCACGUGAUCGAGGACAAACCAAGGUGUAUGAUUUUUCAGGGGAACAAAGAUCAUCAGUUUUAUAACUCUAGCGUUUGAAGGAAGAGAAGCAUUGUGGGUUCAAAGAUCCUUCUGAAUCAAUGUAAAAUACACCAGGACUGAAGUAGACAGUUGAGCAACAGUCCUUGAAGACCUGCAUGUAAUAGGCUGUGAUUACUACUACAACCUACUCCUAGGUGGAAAGGAAGCAGGUAAUAGUAUGUUUUCCUUAAGGAAAUGGCUUUCCCAGGGUAAACUAUGGGCACACAACACAAAGACUAAUGUAAUUUACACCAGUGCAGUUUACCUCUGAUGUUUUCUAGGAUAAUUCUGUAUCAGAUUCAAAUAAGUAGCAUUUGAUGUUGUGUGUCCAUGUCCUUGGUGUUCCAUAAGAUGACUCCCAGCUUGGGGGCUCUAACCCAUAAUAGUAGAUUGGAGGAUUUUCUGUUCAAAGAAAUGUUUUCAAAUACCUUUCUUGGAAGAGGCACCCCUACAGUCAGAUUGGCAUGGACUGUAGAGGUUUUGCCUUUCUUUGUACUAAGGAGCACAGAGCAUGGUCCUCUUCCUUGGAUCUCUCACGUGUAUUUUAACAAACCAGUCCACAUCCUUGCAGCCGCAGGAUAUUGACAGUGGCCUCAUCCCCCUUCCAUGCAUGUGGCAAGUUACGGUUUAAGGAUGUUUACAGGCACUGUGCCUGGUAGUUAUGUGAGAGGGUUGUUCAUACAGUCUUCUUUGGAAGAUGCUAGCUGAACACCUGUGUAGAAUGGCUUAGAUGGGGAUGAUGCCACGCUGAGCAAGGGGUUGGACUAGGUGACUUCCUGAGGUACCUUUUAACCCUACCUUUGUAUGGUGCUAUGACAACACACUAUAACACUCCUUGGGUUGCCACUAAGUUAUCAACAAAUUAGAAGGAAAUCAAAGUAGCCCAAAAAAUAUUCAGUGCUAGAUGGGUGAACAUGUACUGAGGAAGGAAUCAUAUCUGUCUAGUUUGAUGGCCAAGGCAGGAAGAAAAGUCCUGUCAUAUUUGAGAGGAGCAAACACCCAAAAGGUGGAGGAAUAGUUAAAGUGGUCUGUAUGGAACAAUUAGGACUCAAGCAACAAAAGGGAAUGACAGAGAAUUAAGCUGGAUAUCAGGAAGAUCUUCCUACUGAAGAGAGGCCUCUUCAGUUGAGGAACAGUCACUCAAGGUAUCAUUUAAAACCAGACUGAAGGGAGCAAUUGAGUGCAUUGUUAGGUACAUUACCGUCCCAGCCCUUGCUGAUGUAUAAGAUAGUCAAAUAGGCUUUCUCUACUGCAGUUAUAAUUUAUAUUAGAGGCUUUGGGAUGUGUGUGAACUGGCCAGUAGGAAGAGGUGGCAACUGUUCUGGGAGCAACAAAUGGGUACUUCUUAACUCUUAAAAGUAAUAAGCCAAGAGAGAGCAAGAGCAUGCUAUACUGAAUCUUUAGCCACUUCUGUUAUGCGCUGCCUGUAUUACACGGUGGUUUGAGUCCUUGGUGCAUCAGUGGAGCUACAUAAGGGUUCACAGAAGCAUGAAACCUAACGAGAGUCAGUAGGCAAAAUUUUCAACAGAACUUUGGCUCCUACGUUUAAUAGGUGCUUAAAAAAUGUGUCCUGUAGCAAAAGUACCCUCUUAUACAGUAUGUGGGAUAUGUCUGUACAUCAGGGGAAAUCUUAAGCACCCAGCAAAAACUUCUUAUUGAUCAAAACAAAAAAAUGCAGAGAGAAAACCAGGCACAGGUCCUAUUUUGCCCCUUGGAACUGUGGGAAUAGUUUGUUUAUGCUAGGCCAGAUAUGGUAAACCAAUGAGAGUGCCCUGAAAUUUAAUUUUAUAUAUUGAAUGUUUUCGGGGUUUCUGUUUAAUUUUUUGUUUUGCUGGUUAGUUGGGUUUUUACUGCACCAAUUAGAGUCCUUUGUUUUUAUACCUUGGCUGACGAGUUUUGCUUACAUUAGAUGACCGUGUAUCCAAUAGCCUCUGUAGGGUUAAUGAUCUGUAGGCAGCUGAGUUUGAAAUUUUUAGAGUACCUUCUGAAAUGAGUCACAUAAAUGUCUAGUUUGUGCACAACAUCAACCACUGACUGAAAGCAUUUUUUUUCUUUCCAUUGUUUUAGUGUCACUGACAGCAGAGUCAGCGUAUGUCUUGGUACCCAGAUGAGCAGCGUAGCCUUAACAAUGGGACGAUUUUACAAUGGAAAUGAUGGGUAGAGGCAUGUCAGACCCUUGCUUUUCACAACCAAAGUUCCUUAAAGAGACUUCCAGCCUCAUGAGCCUUGAGUGCUUGUUUCCAGUCUUCUGGGGAUUCUUGUGGUGGUCUCUGAAAUGUGUGUGGUUAGGGUGUUUAUUUUUUUUUCCUUGUUGAUGAAGUUAUCCAUGGAUAAGAACCUUUCCGCUUUAGAAAGGAGAUGUACUCUGGAAGGAGCAACAGUCCUAGGGCUGCUGUGUAUUUUCUAGAGUCCGUUUAAAUAUGUUGGGACUUUUAUUUAAUUUUUUUUAAAUAUUUAAAAGGAAAACUGAUAACGGACAAACCGAAUAUUCAUGAUAGGUGAAUAGCCAAGGUCACAAAUGCAGGAGGAAUGCACGUCACCCAGACUGUGAGGAUUCUGGUCUGCGCUGUAGCUAGAAAGUGUGUCAUACUGACAAAACCAUCAGGAAAUCCUCGUUUGCAGCCAGUCUGAAAAGAAGCCGUUCCUCAUUUUGUAUGUUAAUUUCUCAAAACCUCCUGUUGGGAGUUGAAUUCUCUUGUUGUUUCAUCAGGAAAAUGAUUAAUGUUCUCCUUUUCUUCCCCAGUCCCUUUCCUCAGUAACUUGUGUGCAUUUACCUUUCUUUCUGUAGAUGCAGAUGUUCUAGGCAAUACCAUAGAUGCACCUGCGUGUGUCUCUCUACCUGCAAGUGCAAGAAUCUCAUGUCAUCUUAAAAAAAAUACAAAAAAUAUACAAAAAAUUAUACAAAAAAUAUCUUUUUUAGGCCAGAGUUUUCUACAGGUAUUAAUGAAUAUUUUUCUUAAUCCUUAUAAGUUUUAUGUGUUUAAUAUUUCUUAAUACCGGUAGCAUUAAUUUAUACUUUUGUAGCAACACAAUAUUUUUAUAAACCGCCACCGCUGGCUUUGUCUUCAUAAUGGGGAAAUGUGCGGGCAGCUGGCCCUGCACUGUACCAUGUACUGUAUUUAAAAGGUUAUCUAAUGUCACACUUGCUGUGUUAAUAAACAAACAAAACCUGUUUGGAGUCUCAUGUAUUGUUGGUGUGGAUCGAAUGACUCAA
This is a messenger RNA of Gavialis gangeticus (Gharial), 7308 nucleotides long. It is a transcript of the gene ZNF618, whose product is annotated as zinc finger protein 618. Gene Ontology annotation, molecular function: protein dimerization activity. The transcript has 18 exons. Bases 1 to 2922 code for a protein of 973 amino acids. NCBI's taxonomy places the organism in Eukaryota, Metazoa, Chordata, Crocodylia, Gavialidae. The record is from RefSeq and is a predicted model, not a curated record.